GCGCAGUCAUUUGGGUGAGCUGUCCAAGUCCAUCCAAGGAAGUUUUGACGGCUGCUGUUGAGAUCCUUCUCCUAAACUUUUAUCGGUGGAGGUCUAUGAAAAUCAACUUUUAUAACAAUUCCCUGCUCGAGUUGGUGGUAUUUUAGUGAACUAGCUAGAGGAACAUCCGUGUGAGAUAUGUUUCCACGGAGUAGUUUGCUGUUACUACUAACGUAUCUGUGGGUGUCCGUGUAUGGAUUCUCACAGUCUUUAGACAGUGACUUCACUUUCACGCUUGCUCCCGGGCACAAAGAAUGUUUCUACCAAACUAUGAAAUCAGACGCGUCUCUGGAAAUAGAAUAUCAGGUGCUGGACGGCGCCGGCCUAGACGUGGAUUUCUACCUCUCCUCCCCCAACGGCCACAUCCUCGCCAGCGACUUCCGGAAAUCUGACGGCGUUCACACAGUCGAGACCCACGAGGGUGACUACAUGUUCUGUUUCGACAACACCUUCAGCACCGUGUCGGAGAAGAUCAUCUUCUUCGAGCUGAUCCUGGACAACAUGGGGGAGGAGAACAACGAGCAAGAAGAGUGGAAGCAGUACGUGCACGGAACCGACAUGUUGGACAUGAAACUGGAAGACAUUAUGGACACGAUCAACAGUGUGAAAGCUCGUCUGGGGAAGAGUCUUCAGAUCCAGACGGUGCUGCGUGCGUUUGAGGCGCGUGACCGCAACCUGCAGGAGAGCAACUACGAGCGCGUCAACGUCUGGUCCUUCACCAACCUGCUGCUGAUGAUGCUGGUGUCGGGAAUACAAGUCUACGUGCUGCGGAGCCUCUUUGAAGACAAGAGGGCCACACGGACAUAACGCCACAUGACGUCACACCUCAUCUCCUCUCCCUUCCUCGCUCUAUCCCCCUCUCCUCUCCUCUCCUCUGCUCUCCUCUCCUCUCCUCUCCUCUCCUCUCCUCUCCUCUCCUCUCCUCUCCUCUCAUCUUCUCUCCUCUCCUCUCCUCUCCUCUCCUCUCCUCUCCUCUCAUGUUUUUGAGGAGCCUCUUUGAAGGCUAGAGGGCCAAAUAAAACACCACACCGCAUGACGUCACAUCACUCGCCACCCGCCGCUCCCACCUAUCCUGUCUCCCACAAUGCAGCAGGGCCUCAGCCAGGCGUGGAUGGAUGGAUGGAUGGAUGGAUGGAUGGAUGUUUGCUUGGCAUCUCCAAUGCCACCUACAGAAGGACUUGAUGAGUAACAUGCAGACACGCACAUAAACGCACACAUACACACUCACACACACA
Engraulis encrasicolus (European anchovy) is the source of this 1274-nucleotide messenger RNA. RefSeq names its product transmembrane p24 trafficking protein 5 (gene tmed5). Gene Ontology annotation, cellular component: COPII-coated ER to Golgi transport vesicle; Golgi apparatus; endoplasmic reticulum-Golgi intermediate compartment. NCBI's taxonomy places the organism in Eukaryota, Metazoa, Chordata, Actinopteri, Clupeiformes, Engraulidae. The transcript has 4 exons. The record is from RefSeq and is a predicted model, not a curated record. The coding region runs from base 178 to 846 and encodes 222 amino acids. Gene Ontology annotation, biological process: endoplasmic reticulum to Golgi vesicle-mediated transport; intracellular protein transport; Golgi organization.